Messenger RNA from Cynocephalus volans (Philippine flying lemur), 5681 nucleotides. It is a transcript of the gene CCDC134, whose product is annotated as coiled-coil domain containing 134. Lineage: Eukaryota; Metazoa; Chordata; Mammalia; Dermoptera; Cynocephalidae. The transcript is spliced from 7 exons. Bases 87 to 776 code for a protein of 229 amino acids. The record is from RefSeq and is a predicted model, not a curated record.
UUGCUCGACGGGGCUCCGGGCCAACCUGCACGCGAGGGGCCGCCGGCUCCUUCCCACAUCGCCGGGCUUGCUCCAGGGUCUCGGAUAUGGACUUUCUUCAGUUCCUGUCCUUCCUCUUUGUCUUGCUGCUCUCUGGGACAGGAGCCACAGGCACCCUGAGGACUUCUCUGGACCCGAGCCUGAAGAUCUACAGGAAGAUGUUUGAGGUGAAGCGGCGGGAGCAGCUGUUGGCGCUGAAGAACCUGGCGCAGCUGAAUGACAUCCACCAGCAAUACAAGAUCCUUGAUGUCAUGCUCAAGGGGCUCUUUAAGGUGCUGGAGGAUUCCCGGACAGUGCUUAUUGCUGCCGACGUCCUCCCAGAUGGGCCCUUCCCCCAGGAUGAGAAGCUGAAGGAUGCUUUCUCCCAUGUGGUGGAGAACACUGCUUUCUUUGGCGAUGUGGUGCUGCGCUUCCCGAGGAUUGUUCACCACUACUUUGACCACAACUCCAACUGGAACCUCCUUAUCCGCUGGGGCAUCAGCUUCUGCAAUCAGACAGGCGUCUUUGACCAGGGGCCCCACUCACCCAUCCUCAGCCUGAUGGCCCAGGAGCUGGGAAUCAGUGAGAAAGACUCCAACUUCCAGAAUCCAUUUAAAAUAGACCACACAGAGUUCAUUCCCAGCACCGACCCUUUCCAGAAGGCCCUGAGAGAAGAAGAGAAACGCCGGAAGAAAGAGGAGAAGAGGAAGGAGAUCCGAAAAGGCCCGAGGAUCUCAAGAUCCCAGUCUGAGUUAUAGCCCUGGUUCAGCUCAGGGCUCAAGGGACCAGGAAGAGGCCAGUCAGGAGGAAGAGGAGGCGGUCAUGUGGUUGUGGUGUAGUGGCAUUGGGCCAUGGCGGUGAGCACCAGCCCCUUCCAGAUGGGGAGGCCACAUUUGCUUGGCCCCCAGGAGCUGGGUCUGAGCCCCUUCUGAAGGGACUGAGCCUCAAGGGGCUGGAUCUCCUCCCAGGGCAUCCCUAGAGGGUGCGCCAAGGGGGCCUUUUGAGGACACUGUGCUGCAGACUUGACUCUGUGGAGACUGCUGGGGGAGGCAGGAAGGGGCCCUCCUGGUGGGUUAGGACUGCUGCCCCUCUGGCUGCUGCCUUUUGUGGGGAAGCAGCAGAACCAGGAUCUGAGCCACAGCUGAAGGUGCAAUGCCUACUGUGGGCCCCACUGUGUCACUGAGCAACCCAGCAUACACCCCAGCCCCUCUGCAGAGACACAAUAAAAGUCAGCAAACUUUGGGCUGACUGAGGCUGGUGAGGGGGCUGUGAGCAGAUCAGGGGCCCUUUGAGAUGUGGAGACCAGCUUGGAAGCUGUUCCCACCUCAUCAGGAGGAGCCCCAGGCCCUGGCAGGGCAGAGAAGCAGGAACUUGGCUUAGGCCUCCUGUUACUCCUUAGUACUAUCCUCAAUGAAGGAUUAGUGUUGAGAGGGGACCCAGAAGUGUCCUGGGAGGAUUUUGAGCCCAAGAAGACCUUGGAAUAAUGUGAUUUCUGUCCUCAGAUAACUGGGGGCAGUCAUUGAACAGGCGUGGAGAAGUCAACUUGCCUCUCUGGCAGUGCUGGAAGACUCGACUUGUGGGUGGGGGCUACAGGGGGAGAGGCUGCAGCCCUGCAGGAGGCUGUGCUUUGUAAUGGCAGGGCUGCCCUGAGCUGGAUUAGUCAGAGUGAGCUCCCUGUCUCAGGAGGUGUGCAAGCAGAGACCCAUGGCCACAGGGCAGAAAAGCUGCAGAGGGAGUUAGAUACUGAGUGGGCAGUGUGUUUUUCUGUGGAACCAGGUAGGCAGCUACCCUUUAGUCAUGACCUUCGCAAGCAGAGGAGAGAGGGGCUCCAGUGGGAAUUCUAGCCUGCCUUUUUGACCUUGCCAAGCCAGGGUCUGUCUCUUAAAGGGCAGAGACACAUAACCAUCUGUAGACUCCCUGCCCCCAACCCCCCGCCCCCUACCACUGACACAGCCCAAGUGAGACCUGAGUCUUAGACCAUCAUACUUACAUACUGACCCUGGCCCAGCCCUUCCCUUUCCUGUGCUGUGGCUUCAUUGGCAAAAUGAAUUUAAUGAUGUCUGGACCCCCUGUCUGGCCCUAAUCUGCUUCUUUGAGGUUAUUAACCUUCCCUGUUGGCCAGGGCAGCAAAGGGAAGCCUGACCUUAAGGAGGCCUCGUGGAAGGGCCCAGAACAUCCUGCACCCCAUGACUUACUCAGAAGAAGUAAGGGGACAGCUGGAAGAGAGCUGGAUGUGGCUGGGAGGAGGGCUGAGGAAGUUUUCCCAUCAGAACUGCCCACUAGCCACCCAGUCCCCCUCACUGGGCAGGGGAGGCAGGGGCUAGGUGGUGGGACUGACUUGGCAGACCUGGGCUCCAUCUCCAGCACUGCCCCUCCCUGUCUGUGUGACCCUGCCACAUUUCUGUGAGGAGUACAUAAGAUGGUGCACACUAGAGUUUGUGAACUGAAGGGCUGUACUAUGAGAAAAGGUCAGAUUCACUGGAUUAGCUGUUUAACCUUUCCUGGUGCUAGCAAGUGGAGCUGGGGAUCAGGACCAGCCCCCAGGCUCUUCUUGUCCUCUUCAAGCUGGAGAUGGGUGGUUGCUGACUUUGCAGGGAAGGUGCUUAACUGGAGAAAAAACUUUCCAAGAACAAGGCCUGCUUGGCAGUGGACCUAGCUUUCUUGGGGUGGCAGGGAUGUUAAAGGAUGCCUCAGGAUAGUGCAGAGGUGGUUCUAGCUUUGGCUGGGGGUCCCACUGAGUGACUUCUAGGGGCUCUGUCAUCAGCAGGAUUUUCAUAAUUUGAAACAGAGCUGGGGAACUGUGAGGUGAUGAGGGAGUCAGCCCAGGGAGGUGGGAAGACCUAGACAACUUGGGACUAGCCUAGGCUCUGUCCCUUGCCAGCUGUUGUCAUCAGAAUUGGGCACUUCUCAGUCAGAUCCUUGGGUCCCCCAUCUCAGAACGCCCAGGUGUUUGGGAGGAUAAGAGCCUGUGUAAAAGGCCCUUGUAGGCAGAAGUUGCCUGGAACUUCAGUGAUAGGUGUCCUUCUCUGAUGGUUCUUUGUUCAUCCCGUAGAUUUACUGAGUGCCCACUAUGCAGAGCCAAAGAAAGGGGCCUAGUCUUAUCUGUCUUCUCAUCUACUCCAUCUGGCACCUUCUUCCUCUUGGGCUCUUCCCUCCACACCUCCAGUCUUCUUCACCUUGUUUAAUCCCAUCCUCUCCACCCUCAAAUGGGCCCAAGUUUUCCUGACAUCAAAGAAACAAACAGAAACUCUGUUCACCCCCCCUUUCCUUCCCUUUGCUGCCAUUAAUGAUUGUUGUGGCCACUUGUUCCAUGUACCCCACCUUAUGAAUUUUACUGCAGGCAGAGCCCACCCUCCUCCCCUCCCCUCCCUCCCCUCAGAUGUAAAGGCUCAAGGGUACUUGUUUGUCCAGCUUCCCCUUGCAACUGGGAUUCAGUUAUGUAACUGUAGCUUCACCAACUGGAUGUACUCAGUCUGUGUGGGAGUUGCGCUGUGUUAGUGGUGGCCGCAGGUACCAGGGUUAGCAGUGGAGGGGUGGUUCUAGUGGCCAGUCCAUUGACAGGGGUGCCCAGUGGUGGCAACAGUGAUGUUUUCAGUGUGACCUUAGAUGUUGUUACUGUCUACUGAGCUUCCAGACCUGGUCUGUGCACCCCUGGAGAGUCUGGGAGCUCCCUAAUAUCAUUCAAGAUCGGUUUCUCAAUAGGGGCACUACUGACACUUUGGGCCAGAUAAUUUUUUGUUGUGUAAGGAGGGCUGUUCUGUGUACUGUAGGGUAUUUAGCAGUAUCCCUGGCCUCUACCCACUAGAUGCCAGUAGCAAUCCCACAGUAUGACAACCAAAAAUGUCUCCAGACAUUGCUAGGUAUCUCCUGGGGGGUAAAACAUCCCUGGUCCUCAUCCCUUCUCCCCCCUUAUCCCAGGCCCACAUCUCCCUCUGCCCUCUCCAGUCAUGGCCCUCAGGGAGAUGCUGUUGACAGCUCCUCCCACUUGACAUGAUCCUCUCAGGCCAUUUUCCUGUUCUUGUCCUGGUUCUCGGCCCUCAGUCUGAGCCUGCUCCAUCUCUUCUUCCUGAUUCCUCUUUUCUUACCUACCCCUUUAAAAGAAGAGUUUUUUGACUUAGUCUUUCUUCUUCACUCUUUUCUUCUUGGACAGCCAUAUCCUCUAACCUUAAAGCUGAUGGCAACUGCCCUGUUACCAUCUGAUAACCCUUAUUGCUUAUGUUUCAGUUUAUCCAAAACCAAACUUAUUUUCCACACCCUAACCCACCGACUGCCCGCCCCCCACUGUGUCAAACAGUGGGGUACUUGCUCUUGGUUAAUCCAUCUGGAAGGCUUCCUGGAGAAAGUGAUAUCUGACCUGAAUCCUGAAAGACUGGGGGAGGAGAGAGAAGGGGAUAGGAACUUGGAGUAAAGGCCUCAAAGGGGAGGAAGACUGGGGGAGGAGAGAGAAGGGGAUAGGAACUUGGAGUAAAGGCCUCAAAGGGGAGGUGUCAGAGGAAGUAAAUGAAAAACCGUAUGCGAAGUUCUCCUGUGACUUGUAGUAGGUGCCCAGUCCAUGGUAGAUAUCAAUGGUCAGCUAGUCCAUUCCCUCCCUUUUCAGAUGAAGAACCCAAGUCCUGAGGUAUGACUUGUCAAAGACUGUUCCACCCCUUAGAGCCGUCCUCUGUCCUCCCAGCCAGAGCAAGGUGCCACCAAGAAAAGAUGUUCAGUUAGGUAGACUUGAGGGCCAGAAGGAGAAUAUCAGUGUUUUGCUGAGGUUUGGGUCCGCGCGCCACCAUUCUUCCACCAUUUCUACUGAGCCUUCAUUUGUGCCCUCUCAGGCCACUUAGCUAGGCACAAUGGCCUCUGGGCCAGUCCAGCUGGGAGCCAUGGGAACAGCUGUAGAGUGGGAAGCACUGUGCCUGCCUCCCUGGCCUCCUGGUGCAUAGGGCAGCCUUCUGCAGGGGGUUACUGCGGCUCUGGAGUGGGAGGGCACUGGACUAAAGUAAGUUGUAUAGGAGUUGUUGCUGCAUCCUGCCAGUCACACAUCAGUGCAAGGAGCCCUGUGAGAGCUACUGAGGCACAGUUGAAGACUGACACCAUCCAGCUCAGUGCUGGGUCCAAAACACGUCACAGGGUUCGGUUUUCUGUUUCUUUCAGGGCGAGACUGAUAUAGUCUAUAUCAACUUCCCUGCAUGUAAACAAUGAAGAGAACAUUCUUGUCUUGCUUUCCCCCAAAAUAAGACACUUUCUUAUUAGCUAUACAUGUUGAUUACAAAAAGUAAUUUAAACAAUACUGAAAUAGGAAGAAGGAAGUAAAAUUCACCCCAAAUCCCACCACUCCCAUAACCACAAUUGACAGCCAGCUAUUGGGCCUUCCAACCUUUUUACCCUUCAGGUGAGCACACAGAUCCUUAUUUUUUUCAAUUACAAUAGCUACCUUUUAUGGCCUUUUACUGUAUGCCGGGACUUAUGCCGAGUGCUGACUGGCACAACUCUUUCUGCCUCAAGAACGUUGUCUAUGUCAUCUGUCCCCUGGCUACACCAGACACAGUUCUCUCCUCAAAAUUUUAGGUUUCAUUUUAAAUGUCACUUCUUCAGAGUCUUCCUGACACCACAAGUCAGGUCCCUUGUUAGUUUUGUCACACACAUUGCUUUUUUUUUUUUUUUUUCAUAACUUGGACCAU